Messenger RNA from Galendromus occidentalis (western predatory mite), 903 nucleotides. RefSeq names its product ninjurin-2. NCBI's taxonomy places the organism in Eukaryota, Metazoa, Arthropoda, Arachnida, Mesostigmata, Phytoseiidae. Gene Ontology annotation, biological process: tissue regeneration; cell adhesion. Bases 51 to 467 code for a protein of 138 amino acids. Gene Ontology annotation, cellular component: membrane. The transcript is spliced from 4 exons. The record is from RefSeq and is a predicted model, not a curated record.
AUCUUCGGAAAGUGGGAAUAAACACACAAGUGGCUGCAGAACUCCAAAAAAUGACAACGGUGUCGCCUACAGAGCAGAAUGAAUCCAAGGGCGUUGGUGGCUUCCUGGACGCCAAUGUGUACGCCACCAAGAAGUCCAUUGCGCAGGGGAUGCUAGACGUGGCUUUGCUCACGGCGAAUGCCUCACAGCUCAAAUAUCUACUACAGGUAGGACACAAGCACGAAUUCUACACCAUAAUGGUCUCAUUGAUCGCGACGUCGAUCAUACUGCAAAUCCUGGUCGGAGCGUUCAUUGUCAUACUGGGCACAGUCAACUUGAACAGGGAAAAGAAUCAUGUGCGAGCGAAUGUCCUCAACAACAUGGUCACGAUCUUCAUUUUCAUUAUAACUGUUGUAAAUAUUGUAAUUUCCUCAUUCGGAAUGAAAGGUUCCGACACCCCAGCAUUUAUCGGAUCGACCGCCGCCUAGGUGCUCGAAUACCGAGAGCCCGGAGGCUAGCGCUAUCAACACUUGGUAGACUCCGAGUUUUCGAGCUCCCCCGGAAAAUCGAACGAAUUAAGUAGACUUCGAAUUCUUACCAUACGUGAUCGAGCGUUUGCAUCCUAGAGCAGAUCACAAAAGGGACUCUUUCUGAGAAAAUCGAGGUGGAAUGCGGUUCUCUAAUUGACUUGAGAAGAAGAAGAAAAACGGAGAGAGCCCCUACAACUGUAAAUCGGUAGCGGAUUAUUGAUUUUUCGGUGAAGCUUCACAAUUUGUAACACGAGCCUGAAUUAUUCCAAUUCGAGUCGGCGCAUGUACAGAGACCGCUGGAAAUGCUCGGAUCGAGGACAGCCGGACCUGAGACGUGGGCCGCAGCGGAAACCUCAUCGAGCUUAAUCUGUAAAAAUCGCCUCGUCCAACACGG